Molecule: messenger RNA, 1419 nt
Organism: Electrophorus electricus (electric eel)
Lineage: Eukaryota; Metazoa; Chordata; Actinopteri; Gymnotiformes; Gymnotidae
Gene: th2
Product: tyrosine hydroxylase 2
Biological process (GO): dopamine biosynthetic process from tyrosine
Cellular component (GO): cytoplasm; perikaryon; axon
Molecular function (GO): tyrosine 3-monooxygenase activity; iron ion binding
Source: RefSeq, a predicted model, not a curated record
AUGAAGACAGACAACGUGGUUCAGAACAUCCCGUUCACGGGCAGGAAGCGGAGUCUUAUCGAGGAUGCCCGGAGAGACCGAGAGGUAGCCUCCGCGUCUCCGGGACCCUCGCCCUGCGGGGACAACUUGGUGUUCGAAGAGAAAAGCGGCAAAGUUCGUCUCAGCGUCCUUUUUGCCCUAAAAAAUGAGAAGAACGCAGGUUUCUUUAAUGCUGGAAAGGUAUUUGAGACAUUUGAAGUCAAGCUCCUUCAUCUUGAGAGCCGACCAGGCAGGCAGUCUAAGAACGGCCUCUCGGACGACCUGGAGUUCUUUCUGAAGUGUGAAGUGCCUAGUUCUGAUAUUGAUAUUUUUAUCAACUCAUUAAAAAGAGUGGCAGACGACGUGCGCACAGUGCAGGACGAAAGGGUUCCAUGGUUUCCACAAAAGAUCAGCGACCUGGACAAAUGCAAUCACCUGGUUACAAAGUAUAACCCUGAUUUAGACCGGGAUCACCCGGGAUUCAGCGAUCCAGAAUACAGGAAAAGAAGAACAGUAAUUACAGAGCUGGCUUUCAAUUACAAACACGGUGACCCGCUCCCGUACGUCGACUACACCGCAGGAGAACUUGCCACGUGGAAGGAGGUGUACCGGACACUGACCGCCAUCUAUCCGAGUCACGCGUGCACACAGUUCCUCGAGGGACUGCAGCAACUGGAGCGAGAGUGCGGCUACGGGGAGGACAAAAUCCCCCAGCUCAGAGAUGUGUCUGCGUUCCUGAGAGGAAGGACAGGAUUUCAGCUGCGCCCAGUGGCGGGACUGCUGUCUGCGCGUGAUUUCCUGGCCAGCCUGGCUUUCCGGGUGUUCCAGUGCACCCAGUACAUCCGUCAUUCCUCAGCCCCUAUGCACUCCCCUGAGCCAGACUGCUGUCACGAGCUGCUGGGACACAUCCCCAUGUUCACCAACACGGAGUUUGCUCAGUUUUCCCAGGAGAUCGGUCUUGCCUCUCUUGGAGCAUCUGAUGAGGAUAUAGAGAAACUGGCCACACUGUACUGGUUCACCGUUGAGUUUGGGCUCUGUGAGCAGAACGGCGCGGUGAAGGCGUACGGUGCUGGGCUAUUGUCAUCCUACGGAGAGCUUCUGUACUCCCUCUCCAAUGAACCAGAAUACAGGCCUUUCAACCCUGCGGAGACAUGCAUUCAGCCAUACCAGGACCAUACAUACCAGCCUGUGUACUACGUGUCCCAGAGCUUCGAGGACGCCAAAAACAAGAUGAGGCAGUUUUCAUCUACUAUCCAGAAAGCCUUCUCCAUCAGAUAUGACCCUUACACCUGCAGUCUGGAGGUCCUGGAUGAUGUCAGUAAAAUCCAGAAAGUUCUGGGCCACAUGAUGGAGGAUUUGAAGAUUCUACACAGUGCAUUAGAGCGUCUUGGCCAAAACUGA